GACUCGCGCAGAGACCGGAGCAGUCCCGCAAUUCACGCGCACAGCAUUUCAAUCCGGACCUGCAGGGUUCGAGCCGCAGCUGUUCUCUGCUACUGUGCGGGUUCCACGGCGACCCAUGAGAACUUUCAUUUGACUUCAUCGCUUCAUUUUAUUUUAUUUUUAUUUUCAACCAUUAGCCAUUCUUAUUAUUUUGCUCCAUUCCAAUAGGCUACAGUUGUUUCAUUCUUGUUCAUCUUUUUCCAUUCAUUUUGGGAACUCCGGUGUUUCUUGUACCCCCCUCGUUUGCCUAUACGGAAUACCUCGCAUUUGGAAUUGGUACCUGCUUGGCUUGUUAUCCACACCGGGGGAUUAACUUCAUGUCUCCACGGACAUCAAGUACCACGGCGGCGACGACAAGGGUCGCCUUCCUGUGAGGAAUGUACGUGCUGCCCACGGCCGGCUGAACGGAGAGGGCUUCACUCAGUCUGUCGUACAGGCUAUUUUACCGAAUGAGAAACUGCAUGCUGUCCGCGGUGCUGCUCUCUCUCAUCUUGAGCAGGACUAAUAGAGGAGUAGCUCUUCCCACCGGGAUGGUUCACUUCUAACCGGGCUCCUAUUCAGCAUUUUUAUACUUUCUCUCCAGGAACGGGGAUAUUGAGUUUGGAUUGUCACAGCCAGCACUCCACAAGACCUUUUUUUUUUCAAAUUAGAAAUUCCCGCGAAACGGAAUUUGACCGUAACGGUCGUGACGGACCAUGGGCGACUCUUUGUGGAGAUAUUACUUUGGAGUUUUAGUGAUCGCGUGCAAGGUGAACCUGUCCCGCGCGCUCAUCCUGGACUCCAUAUACUGGAACACCACGAACACCAAGUUUGUGCCGGGACAGGGUCUGGUGCUGUAUCCGCAGAUUGGGGAUAAGAUGGACAUAGUUUGCCCACGUGUGGAAGGUGGUUCAAUGGAAGGAGUGGAGUAUUAUAAACUCUAUAUGGUUCCUCUGGAACAGCUAAAGUCCUGUCAGGUCACAAAAGCAGACACGCCUCUACUCAACUGCAUCAAGCCAGACCAGGACGUCAAAUUCACCCUCAAAUUCCAGGAGUUCAGCCCAAACCUUUGGGGCCUGGAGUUCUUCAGAGGGAAAGACUACUACAUUAUCUCUACAUCUAAUGGAACAAUGGAAGGGCUGGAUAAUCAGGAAGGAGGGGUGUGUAAAACCAAGUCGAUGAAAAUCAUCAUGAAGGUUGGACAAAACCCCUCUGAUCCCAUUUCCCCCAAAGACUACCCUACCAGUUACCCUCCCAAACACCCUGACUUUGGGGGCAAGGACAGCAAAUCGAAUGAAGUACUAGACAAGCCUGAUGCAUCUCAUCAUGGAGAAGAUAAGGGAGAUGGAAAUAAAUCCUCAUCAGUCAUCGGUUCAGAGGUGGCCCUUUUUGCCUGCAUCGCCUCAGCAAGCGUCAUUGUCAUCAUCAUAAUCAUCAUGCUAGUUUUUCUUCUUCUGAAGUAUCGUCGACGUCAUCGCAAACACUCUCCUCAACACGCCACCACGUUGUCACUCAGCACAUUAGCCACGCCCAAGAGGGGCGGCAGCGGCGGCAACAACAACGGCUCAGAGCCGAGCGACAUCAUCAUCCCACUGCGGACUGCUGACAGCGUCUUCUGCCCGCAUUACGAGAAAGUGAGCGGCGAUUACGGACACCCAGUUUACAUCGUACAGGAAAUGCCGCCACAGAGCCCAGCAAACAUCUAUUAUAAGGUGUGAAAAUGGACACGCUAUUUUUUCCCAGACGUUUUAACUCUAACCCCUCACAUGCCCCUCGAUGAACCCCCUGUUGGCGGCAUCGAUGCCUGAGCUCACCCUCGUUCUGCCCCCUCUUAUUUUAUUUUGUUCUUGUUUAUUUUACAAUAUUAUUACUCUCAGUAUAGAUGUUGCUGAUGGUGGAGUGACACUCCUGAUUCGCUGCUCUUGCACCUGCAAAAACGAAACAAACUAAUCGACAAAUGACAAAAACGGAAACCCUCCGAGGGGACUGAUGUGCACUAUAAUGGAUACUAUAGUGUGUGUACGAGGUAGCGUGUGUGGACGAACGGGGGAGAGGGGGGUUGAGGGGGUGGGCGCGAAAAGAGAGGUCAAGAAAAUGAUUCUUCCUCUUUUUUUCCACUACAUCAUCUCCCUUAAGGACACAACAUGUGGAGAUGGAGAAGAGAAGCGGCGUGUAUCACACAACCACAAAUAAGAACUUGAGCUGUUUAUUUAGCUCGGCCGAUCGGCUGAUCUGUCGCAAAACAGGAAGUGAACACAGCCCAUUGGUCAGAGGAAGUGGAUUUAUUGAGGAUGCUCUUCGGAGCGUAGUGUUGGACAUUUGAAUGGACAUCAUCUGUUUUUGCACGUUCACUCGUACUGUUUUCAUUUACGUUAGCUCUCCUCAUUUGCUCACCUCUACAAAACGACUCACCAUGUUUUACUUGAAGUCUUUUUGUAUGGUCAUUCGUCUUACUUGCAUUUCUUUCUGUCAUUCCCAGUGCAGUCCACUUUGCAGAUUUGUUUGGUAGAAGAUUAAUAGGUAUCGUCAUAGAUAUCCUUUUGUGCUGGUUUAUGUGCCGUUUAGUAGCGUGGAAGACACACACACACUCACAUUUCAUUUCGUAUACAUCUGCUGUCGAGGCUGGAAAAAAACGAGACAAAUAAUGAGAGAACGUCAAUAUUUGGUACAGUUGCUGUCCUGUUAACAGCUGGGAAGGUGGAGGACUCACAUGAACACUUUAGCAGCACUUUGAAAGCCUCAACACCUUGCCCGAUGGAGUACAAAUGCAUCAAAACAGACAGAGAUAGCAGGGAGCAAAUCGCUCAUGGCUUAUUAGCAAAAUCUGUCAUUUUUGACACAAAAUGGCCGCCUUUCCCAGCCAUGUUGCUGCAGAGGUUCCUGUUUUUCUAGUAUUGCUGCCAUCACAAACAUACACUCGUUCACCGGUGGCCAGUGGAAAAGUGCUCUAUUGUUUUUGCUCAGAAGCACAGGAACAUCUAAUCACAUCCCGAUUUUUUCGUUUAGAAUGAAACAAAAGAUUUCAUUAGCCUUUUCUUAUGGAUUCGUUGAGCUCUAGAUAAAAAUGAUUGCACAUAGAACCCAUUUUUAUGAUAGCAUGCAGACAAGUCAGUGUGAAACAGCAAGAAUAUGAAUAAUUUAUGGCGAAUCUGCACAUUAUGCAACUUUCUUUUUCGUUUACAGAUAUUCCUCCACCUCGCCAUUUGCCUUUUUCCAUCGAUCCCGACACGAAUAGCUGCCUUUCGACCACAAACACACAUAUACAUACCCGCACAAAAAGCACAUGCGCUCAUGGCCAGGGAAGGGGCGGCUUGGGAAGGAGCCCUCAGGGAAAACAGCAUGUUGGGUUUUAAAAUAGCCGAAAGGAAUGAGAGGGAAGGGCCAGAAACGGACCAAAGGAAGGGCACGUCUAACUGAGUCCUGACUAAACCAACUUCUCCAGCCUGCCUGUCUCAGUUGAUGAAGCUCAGAUGUGCUCUGAGUUGAAAUUAGGCCCCUUAAUCUGGAAGGAAAGCAGUAGACGUGGGUUAGCAAGCAUACCAGAUGAGAACGAGCAGAGGCUAAAUGUAGUAAAUUGCAUGAAAUGGGAUCUUUCGGGCUCAAAUUGUGGGAGGUUUCUGGAGGGGAAAACCAAAAAAAGAAGAGAAAAACACAUUAUGAUCGAUGGAGGUCACAAGUGGACCUAGCUUGCGCUUUAGAGAGGAAGUCACCAAGCAGAGGCCAGCGUAUCCCAUAACCAGCAACUCCCAGAAGAUUUACGUGUGUCGUUAUUUCGUGAGCAAUGCCAGCCUGUAGACGGUUAAAUCCAUUUGUUUUUUUGUUUUUCUCACAUUGAAAUCGAAAUCGCUCACCUACGGUGGACUUUGAGAGAUGUCCACCGGCUGACUGUGGAUUGUCGCAGUGGCACAUUACCUGUUCAUCCAUAUUGUUUUCACUUGUUCAUGGAGGUUCUUGAAUCUCACCGAGAAGCCAAGCCUUGUGUGAUCGGAGCUUUGUGCCUCUGUAAGAGGCCACAAAAUCUGCAAAUAUGCAAUUUUUAUUUAUUUUUAUAACAAUUGAGAAAAAAAAGAUGAUAUACGUUCACCUAUGGAAAAGUGUUCUUAACCACUGAAAAUUAAAUGAUACAAUACAGCAUCCGAAAACACUACAACCCCAGUGUGUUAUUAUUAUUAUUACUUUAUUUUUUACUUUGUGCUGUAGGUUCGAGGUAAACUGUGAAACAUGAACACUUUUACACACACACACACACACACACACACACACACACACACACACAUACAUAUUGAAGACUGAGCAGUUGUUUUAAACUCUAAAACACACACACAAACACACACACACACAUACUACAAAAAAACUACAAACAUGUUGCUGUUUGGUUGCUGUCCCAUAUGGGCUAAAUAUGACAAUCUCCUUAGUUUCUUCGAAUCCGAAGACACUUUCCCGGCAAGCAGGUUGCAAACGUUCCCGUAACAUUUUAGGAGCGGUAGGACUUAACUAGUAGCGUAAGAUGUUGCACCGAUGUGGGCGGAAGGUUUGCGCAACGCAGGGACAAGUGUCUUCGGGCCACUGUAAAAUGCCUUGCUUGUAUGGUCACCCUGAGUUCACAAGACUCUAGUUUUUGCACCGUACAUCUGUAGGUAAGAGGCUGUAAAUAUGUUAUUGUUUGUAUUGUAUAUGGAUCCCCGGUUGUUACGAUAGCCUUAUUCUCACAUUUCUAGCAAAUAAAAAAAAAGUUAAGGAAAAAAAAAACAUGAAUCACUUCAGUUAAGAGAGCAUACUAAUUUUUUUGGUAAAUAACUUGUGUAAAUAUUGACGACGAACCCAAUAAAUCGUUUUUUAUAAACUCUUAAGUAAGAUGUUUUGUAUAGAAUUGGAAUUUUUUGCUAUGUAUUUUAGCUAGCACUCGUCAGACCCCUCCCACUCAACCCUUUUGCACUGUUCCCAAUGGCGAUCUGGUAUAAGAAUGAAAAUGAGAUAGAGAAUUGCCAAACUGACUGCUUGCUGCAUAUUUGUGCCAUACGUGUGUACCAUAGAUAUUUAUUUAAUUAGUUCUUUUUGUUUCUUCUUUGUUUGUUUCUGUUGGAUUUUUUCUACCCAGUUUGUACGCAACCUCAGUAUUACCAUUUGAGUUUUUUUCCCCCCCGACUUGUCCACCUCUUGUAAUCUUUCUGUUUAUCGUUUCCCGAUGCGGCCGUUUUCUCUCGCAGUAAGAUCUGGUCAGGACGUGCAAACCUUAUACAAGUCAUAGAAAUGAAAUGGCACACAUUCCACCAGUCUGUUACAAACUGAAAAUGUUUUUCAAUAAAAUGUUUUUCCUAUGGAA
Molecule: messenger RNA, 5341 nt
Organism: Danio aesculapii
Lineage: Eukaryota; Metazoa; Chordata; Actinopteri; Cypriniformes; Danionidae
Gene: efnb2a
Product: ephrin-B2a
Exons: 5
Coding region: 735-1736 (333 amino acids)
Biological process (GO): axon guidance; ephrin receptor signaling pathway; blood vessel morphogenesis
Cellular component (GO): plasma membrane
Molecular function (GO): ephrin receptor binding
Source: RefSeq, a predicted model, not a curated record